Coregonus clupeaformis (lake whitefish) is the source of this 2891-nucleotide messenger RNA. RefSeq names its product limbic system-associated membrane protein-like. Gene Ontology annotation, cellular component: neuron projection. The coding region runs from base 433 to 1446 and encodes 337 amino acids. The record is from RefSeq and is a predicted model, not a curated record. The transcript is spliced from 7 exons. Lineage: Eukaryota; Metazoa; Chordata; Actinopteri; Salmoniformes; Salmonidae.
GAACUCAGCUGGUGCUGUUGUCGUGACAACCAAUAAGGGUGCAUCGGACUCUUGUGAAGGGGUGCGAUGUAUGAACGGGGGUGGGGUAAUCGGGUAGAGAGAGCGCUAGAGUGAGAGGCGCUGGUGACUGGAGAGGACUGAAUUUCAUCCCCACCUCUAAAGAACUCUGCUGCCUGCCCAUCGCUGCCUUUACGCGGGAGCAGAACGCACAGUGGAAUAUAGCGCUUGCAGAGAGGGUUUUCGGAAUAUAUGUUUUCCUCCAAGCCUAUUUGUUUUCGUUAUUUCAACGCGUAUUUAUCUUCCUCAACAUCAUAGAAGCCAUUGGUCACACUUUGUCGUGGAGUAGGCUAUUGCCAAGGGUCGGAGCGUCACUUAAAUUCCCUUUUAGAAGUCCAAACACUUUCUAUCGGAUCUCUGCGCGUCCGGUUCGAAAUGCUGGUCGGAAGGAGACCGUGUUGGAGGCAAUUGCAGGCUUCUUUUUUCAGACUCCUGUGUCUUAUUCCUACAGGGUUCCCCGUCCGAAGUGUGGAUAUGCAGCGAGCGACGGACAACAUUACUAUUCGUCAGGGUGAUACAGCGGUUAUCAGGUGUUACGUGGACGAUAAGGUGUCCAAAGUUGCUUGGCUCAACCGAUCCAACAUCAUCUUCGCUGGGGAGGACAAGUGGUCGCUGGACCCGCGUGUGGACCUGGUGAACAAGGGCCAGCUGGAGUACAGCCUUCGCAUCCAGAAAGUGGAUGUGUACGACGAGGGCUCCUACACAUGCUCCAUCCAGACCAAACAGCAGUCCAAGACCUCUAAUGUCCAUCUCAUUGUCCAAGUUCCGGCAAACAUUUACAAAGUUUCGGAAGACAUCACUGUGAACGAAGGCAGCAAUGUGACAUUGAGUUGUCUAGCCAAUGGGAGGCCAGAUCCAUCAAUCACCUGGCGACUGCUCAAUCCAUCAGCGGAUUCUCUAGAUGGGGAGGAGUACCUGGAUAUAUCAGGGAUCAUGAGGAACCAGGCGGGCCGCUACGAAUGCAAAGCCAGCAAUGACGUGGCCACACCGGACGUCAAAUACGUCAAUGUUGUCGUCAACUAUCCUCCCGCCAUCAAGAAUGCCAAGAGCUCUGAAACCCAGGUGGGCCGAAUGGGGGUUCUUCAGUGUGAUGCGGCCGCAGUGCCCAAACCAGAGUUUGAGUGGUACAGAGAUGACAAGAGGCUAUCCAACGCCCAGGGAAUCAGCAUCCAGAUCGUAGGGACCACAACUGUCCUGAUGAUCUCCAACGUUACAGAGGAGGACUAUGGCAACUACACAUGUGUUGCAACCAACAGACUUGGGAUCCAAAAUGCUAGUCUCUUCCUCUAUAGACCUGGGACGGGUCGAGACAUCAACGGCUCCGCCUGCCUAUCCCAGUCACUGUGGCUCCUCCUGGCCUCCAUCACCUGCCUUCUCUUCAAGUGUUAAUAACACCACCAUCCUUCCAUUGUUAUUACCUACCAAGUUAUUACAUUGAGACUGUUUGUUUGCAUAAUGUAACAAAAAUCCUGACGUGCUUCGAUGCACCAAACUAGAUAAUAAGAAGAUAGAAUGGGCUUAUUAAUAAGUUUUUAGUAACAAAAAAUAUGAAAUGGAGAAAAUGGAACAAACACUGCUUUUUCUAAGAAACAGUUAUUGCCAUUUUAACAUGCUGAAGUCUUGCUUUUCCGCUGUCAUUACUCUUGUUUCGGUUGGGGGAAUUGGGUGUGGUUCAUUGUAUUUUGUCCCCAUGAAUGCGUAAGUCUAAUUUCCCAAAUGGCAGGGAUUUGAGGUCAAGUACAACAAUCGUGGAUAUCUGCAAGAAGCACUGAGACGUUCAAGUUACUGUUCCUUUCCUAAUGGCAUUUUACUGUUUUGUUAGACUAAAAGGUCAUUGUAACCAGUGCAUUAUCAGAAAAAAAAUACGCCAAUAUCUGUCCAAAAAUCUAAAUUUAAAACAAUAGAUUUGAAACUGUUUAUAAUUCACAUUAUGUCAAAGCCAACACACUCCAGUCAACAUUACAGAAAAACAGUAGAACAUGCUUGCUAUGCUUAAUUUCAAUAGUAAAGUGAUAAUAACCGGGUGCAAAUAGCCUCAGUUACAUUAGAUACAUGGCUAGUUUCCUCUAAAUUAACUGCCUCAUUUUUGGACUCAUCAAUAACUGUGGACUAGCAUGAGGUAUGCUUUGGUGAACUACUCUUUGCAAACCCUCAUACAAACGCUUGAAAUGUGUAUUCAUCUACUUUCAGGACCUUCUUCAAACAAAACAUAGGUAAUAUUGAUGCGUUACUGUAUAUAAUAAAACAACUAUUUCUCUAUAUGAUAAAAAUAACUUGUUCCACCACUGUAACAAGAAAAAUAGUAAUUAUUGUUGCAGUAUGUGUUGUUUGUAUGAUUACAAACCAACUAUACUGUUCAGUUUCUCUAUGGCAAACUGUAUUUAGCUUCAGAAAUGGCCUGCCAUAGUAGCUUUUAUUUUGUCAACUUUCUCCAUUUAAUUUUGAGCUACCACAGUUAUACUGCUGGAAUUUGGAUAUAAAUGUAUGACAUGAAUGAUGUGCUUUUCUUUUCUGUUUUACAAGUAUGUGUGUUUUCAUAAUGAGAUAUGGAAAUUCAUAAUUUAUGGGGUUAUUUUAAAUAAUUUCCGUUAAUGGUGUAAAUACUUGAAUCCAAUGUCCUUAUAUAUAAAGACACAUUUAAUAUGUCCAUGUUUCUAAAUAGGUCAGUAAUUUGUUGAUAAUUAACUUGUAGUAUUCCAUGGCAGCAGCCCUUUGCACCAUGCAAGGAAAGAACACUAGAGAACAAUGUUUUUAAAAGGGUACUCCUGAGUGGCGCAGUGGUCUAAGGCAGUGCUAGCUGUGCCACUAGAGAUCCUGGUUCGAAUCCAGGCUCU